Messenger RNA from Thunnus maccoyii (southern bluefin tuna), 774 nucleotides. It is a transcript of the gene dand5, whose product is annotated as DAN domain family, member 5. Bases 1 to 774 code for a protein of 257 amino acids. The transcript has 2 exons. Gene Ontology annotation, biological process: determination of heart left/right asymmetry. The record is from RefSeq and is a predicted model, not a curated record. NCBI's taxonomy places the organism in Eukaryota, Metazoa, Chordata, Actinopteri, Scombriformes, Scombridae.
AUGGCCCUCCUCAUCAGCUUCGUCUUUCUGUCGAGUUGGACAACUGUAGCGUUCACGUUUCCUCACAACACUUUUGACAACAUUCUGAGAGGGUCGAGGAUCGAAUUUGAGUCAUCUGGCAGCGGACCCGAUGAACCUUUGCAGGGAAUAGUCAAAGUUGUGCAGCUGGACCCUCACGCCUUAGCCCAGUCGGGGCUCUUCAGACGGGGAUUGACCCCCAGAAGAGCCCCCUCCCUCAGCUCCAGAUUGUCCUUCCCUGCCUUCCUGUCUCAGGGGCGUGCAGGUCCGGCCUCCAAGGCCCCUGUGAAUCCACUACACCACCUGCACCCUAAAAACCCCACUGAGAUGGAACUAAAGAAGAGACAAGGCCUGCAGAUGUGGCAGAGAGCCAUAGAUAAAGGAGACAAGAUGACCAUGUCCCUGCCAGUCAACCUGAAGGACACCAAACAGACAUGCACUGCAGUACCUUUCACUCAGCGUGUGACAGCAGACGGAUGCAACACAGUAACAGUGCACAACAAGUUGUGUUUCGGCCAGUGCAGCUCCCUGUUCGUUCCAUCUGAAGGGGAGUUUUCCGGGCCGGGUGCCGGGGUGGGGUCCCACCGCCAGGCCCCCUGCUCCCGCUGCGCCCCGUCCAAAGCUCACAUUGUGGCUGUGCCCCUGCGCUGUGGAGCUGAGGUCCGGGAGAAGAGCGUGAUGGUGGUGGAGGAGUGUAAGUGUGAGACGGGACGUGAGGAGAAGAACGCUGAGACUGCAGCUUCAACACACCUCUAA